This is a messenger RNA of Abrus precatorius (Indian licorice), 1410 nucleotides long. RefSeq names its product O-acyltransferase WSD1-like. Gene Ontology annotation, biological process: triglyceride biosynthetic process. Gene Ontology annotation, molecular function: long-chain-alcohol O-fatty-acyltransferase activity; diacylglycerol O-acyltransferase activity. The record is from RefSeq and is a predicted model, not a curated record. Gene Ontology annotation, cellular component: plasma membrane. Lineage: Eukaryota; Viridiplantae; Streptophyta; Magnoliopsida; Fabales; Fabaceae. The transcript has 5 exons. Bases 1 to 1410 code for a protein of 469 amino acids.
AUGAAUCAAUUUGAGGAGGAUGUUUCAAUGCCUCUAAGUCCUAUGGCGGAUUACUUUAGCAGCUCUGUGAUAAAUGUAUUCGUUCUUGGUGUUAUGGAAUCUGAGAUUCCAAUUGAUGACUCAAGAGUCAUGCCUUUGCUUGAGGACAUGUUCCUUCCCAUCAGCAGGCGCUUCUCUUCUGUCUUGGUUGUGGACAAGAAAGGAAAGAAGGGAUGGAAAGAAGUUCAUGUUAAUCUCAAAGAACACAUCAAGACUCCCACAUUUACAACCAUCACGCCACUUAAAUUAUAUGAUGAGUACCUUGAUCAAUACAUGUCAAAAAUAGCUAUGGAACAGUUAUCACUUUAUAAACCACUUUGGGAAAUGCAUAUAAUUAAGUAUCCAACGAGUAAUGCCGCUGGAACAUUUAUAUUUAAGCUCCAUCAUGCACUUGGAGAUGGCUACUCUUUCAUGACAACGUUGCUUUCAUGUGUACAAAAUGCUAACAAUCCUUCUAUUCCCGUAAAAUUUCCUUCAAGGCCAAGUUCAGUGAAAUCAAAAAGUACCACAAUAACCAAGCUAAAAAUGUUACCUCAAACAGUGUCUAUGGUAUGUAAGAGUGUAUUUGAUUUUGGGUGGAAUGUGUUAAAAGAUAGCUUGAUUGCAGAUGAUCAAACACCAAUAAGGUCAGGGCGUAAAGAUGUUGGGUUUCGGCCUAUGGCUAUCUCAAAUGUUUCUCUCUCUUUGGAAGCCAUCAAAGAAGUCAAACAUAAGUUGAAUGUGAGCGUAAAUGAUGUCUUGGUUGGUGUAAUUUUCUUGGCUAUUCAACUAUACAUGGGAGCAAUGAACCAUAAAUCAAGCAAAGCAAAGGCUACAGCAUUGGUGCUGCUGAAUACUAGAAAAAUCAGAGCUUACAAACCAGUGAAGGAGAUGCUUCAUACCAACGAGGCUCCAUGGGGGAAUCGAUUCCACUUCAUGCAUGUUCCAAUUCCCAAAUUAAGUGAUGCUCGUUCUUUAAACCCACUUGAGUUUGUGUCAGAAGCCAACAAAAGUAUCACUAGGAAAAGAAAUUCUUUGGCUGAAGUACCACUAACUGACUUGCUUUUGCGCUUGGUGAACCAAAUCAAUGGCCCAGAGGCUGCAGCAAAACACGUAUUCAAGACAUUGAAUAAUACAAGUUUAAGCAUCUCACACAUGGUUGGACCAGUGGAUCAAGUGGCUUUGGUUAAUCAUCCUAUCAAAGGCAUAUACUUUAUGACCGUUGGUUUAUCGCAGAGUAUUACGGUGACUAUAACAAGUUACGUGGGAUGUAUACGAGUUGGGUUUGGAGUAGAGAAAGAGUUCAUAGAUGAACGCCAACUCAAGUCAUCUUUCGAAACUUCUCUGGAGAUGAUGCUGGAAGCAGCAAGAAAUGUUGCUACUAAAAACUAA